Musa acuminata subsp. malaccensis (wild Malaysian banana) is the source of this 2269-nucleotide messenger RNA. Its product is annotated as TOM1-like protein 6. Gene Ontology annotation, biological process: protein transport to vacuole involved in ubiquitin-dependent protein catabolic process via the multivesicular body sorting pathway. Lineage: Eukaryota; Viridiplantae; Streptophyta; Magnoliopsida; Zingiberales; Musaceae. The record is from RefSeq and is a predicted model, not a curated record. Gene Ontology annotation, molecular function: phosphatidylinositol binding; ubiquitin binding.
UCUUCCCCCCAUCUCUCGCUGUUUUGUUCGCUUUAGUGGCUGAACUCGAAAGGGAUUCCACCGGAUUUCCGCGAUUAGGAGUCGGGAAGGGCAAAAGCUUUGAUCUUUUCUGUUGCUAGAUUUCGUGUUCUUGCGGAUCUCUUUGGGACGGGUUUGUGGUGUCGGAGCGAUGUUGUCGUCGUCCUCGUCGUCGGCGACGGUCCGGGUGGAGAAGGCCACGAGCGACCUCCUCAUGGGGCCGGACUGGACGUUGAACAUGGACAUCUGCGACUCGGUAAAUUCCGACCACGGGCAGGCUAAAGAUGUGGUUAAAGCAGUGAAGAAGCGCUUGCAACAUAAAAAUCCAAAGGUUCAAUUUUUGGCUUUAACGCUGUUAGAGACAAUGAUUAAGAAUUGUGGUAACUAUGUGCAUUUUCAAGUAGUUGAACGUGAAAUACUGCAGGAGAUGGUCAAAAUUGUCAGGAAGAAGACUGAUAUGCAAGUGAGAGACAAGAUUUUGGAAUUGCUGGACUCAUGGCAAGUAGCAUUUGGUGGGGCUGGAGGAAAGUAUCCUCAGUUUUACUUGGCAUAUGCUGACUUAAAGAGAUCUGGAGUGCAGUUCCCAGAACGCUCCUCUGACGCUACAUUAAUUUUUAAUCCUGCUGGACAUGCAACAAAUGAAACCACACAUCCUCCUAUAGGGUAUGGGAUGCCUAGCAAUUCUGCUUUAAGACUGGAUGAAGCUAUGGCAUCUGAGAUGGCAAAAUUGAGUUUAUCAGAUUUGGCCAGCAUGCAGAGUGUGAUGGAGCUGUUAAGCGAGAUGCUGAAAGCUGUGAAUCCAAAUGAUCGCAGUGCUGUUAAAGAUGAAGUGAUUAUAGAUCUUGUCAACCAGUGUCGCUCCAACCAAACGAGGCUGAUGCAAUUGAUUGAUUCAAUCAGGGAUGAGGAGCUUCUGGGUCGAGGCCUUGAAUUAAAUGAUAAUUUGCAAAGUCUACUCGCAAAGCAUGAUGCAAUAGCCUCUGGUUCACCUCUGCCAGCUGAAGUAUCUGAAUCUAUCACAGAGCACGAUGCAAUAACCUCUAGUUCACCUCCCCCUGUUGAUGUAUCUGAAUCUAUCACAAGUUCAAGGACUCCUGUUGUACCUCAACCUGCAGCAAUAAGUUGGUAUGAUGAUGGAGAGGAAGACGAGGAUGAUGAUUUUGCUCAGUUGGCUCGCAGGAACUCCAAAAGCAAGCCAUUGGGUGGUGAUAGCAAAUCUGCUGCAACCAGUGGUCAUUUGUCCUUGCCAAACCCGAGUGACAUUAUCCCUUCAACAGUUGCAUCAACCAUGGAUGGAGCAUCAUCCUCCGAGGCAAGUAGCGAAUUGACACUGCCUGAUCCUCCAACCCCAGUGAAGACUGCCACAAAAGAGCAAGAUAUAGUCGAUCUUCUCAGUAUUACCUUGUCAUCAAACCCAUCUCCUCCCCAUACUCCUUUAACACCUCCAGUUGUGUCUGACCAAAAUGGAUCUCCGCCAGUUCCCUCAGCUGGACAAGGUUAUCCUGUAAACCAAGCAUACAUUCCCCAAAACAGCUACACUGCACCAUGGGCUCAAACCCAGACUCAUUCUCCAUCUCCACCACGUCCACAACCUCAACCCGAGGUGUUCUUGAACUCAUCUGGUUAUCCACCUCCACCAUGGGCUACUUCUGAUCCCAAUGCCAGUCCCAAUACCAAUCCCUUUAUACCAACCACUUACCAACAUCCUGCACCCGGAGCUGGUGGAUUUUCCGCUACUUACACCUCCAUGCAGACUUCUCGCCCUGUGCAGUUCUACAAUUCAUUCGGCCCGAGAGUCAAUAAUGUCCCAACGACCAAAACACAGACAAAUACCAGCCUUGGGCACAAGACAGGGAAGCCAAAUUCUCCUAAACCUUAUGUCUACACUAACAGGUUAUUCGAUGAUCUGCUAGACUUGCGAAAUCCCAGUACAGGUCCGAAGACAAGCAGCCAAAAUUCUACUUUCUCCGGCACAUCCAGCCAAGGCAUGAUAAACGGGAGCAAAUAAAAUAUUUUUCUAUGGUACUAAUUUGAUUUAUCAUCGGCAGCUGGGAAGUUCCUUGCAAACUGUUUUAGGUUUGUGAUGGUGUUGUACAUUUCUAAAUCCAACUUAUAAUCGGAUUGUAUUGUUGGUGCUGUGGCUGCACCAAAAUCAUGAUAGGCAAACGUGAAUGUAUAUAAACGAUUGCAUACUUUGCAUGCUUCAAGAUACCACUUAACAAUCUAAAGUUCAUCGCUUGUCUUUUAUCAA